Molecule: messenger RNA, 4172 nt
Organism: Bicyclus anynana (squinting bush brown)
Lineage: Eukaryota; Metazoa; Arthropoda; Insecta; Lepidoptera; Nymphalidae
Gene: Der-2
Product: derlin-2
Exons: 5
Coding region: 339-1091 (250 amino acids)
Biological process (GO): endoplasmic reticulum unfolded protein response
Cellular component (GO): Hrd1p ubiquitin ligase ERAD-L complex; endoplasmic reticulum membrane
Molecular function (GO): misfolded protein binding; ubiquitin-specific protease binding
Source: RefSeq, a predicted model, not a curated record
AUCUUUGUCGCUAUCGACCUCCAAUAAAAAUUGCUAUUUCACAAAAAGUAAAACGGACUUAAUAAAUAAUUCCUAAUCCAUUAUUUAUUUUCAACAGCAAUAUAGUAAACUAAAAUCUUCCCAUACAACUUUAUAUUAAACAACAAAAGUGGACUUCCGUAUUGUGAAGUUAAAUUUCGUAGACGUUUAUUUUAAUCCUGAUGUGGCCCAAUCAUGUUGAGUUGAGUUAACGAGUAUCUAAGUUGCCUAUCGACGGGCUUUUACAUCGUAUCGCAAUAAUAUGCAGUUACAAUAAGGAUCGUUGAUUGAUAAUAACAACACCGUCAUUGGUUUUAAAAAUGGCAUAUCAAACGCUUUUGCAGGAAUAUAUGCUAGUGCCACCGGUAACGAGGGUCUAUACAACUGCUUGUGUAAUAACUACUUUGGCUGUGCAACUGGAUCUCGUGUCCCCAUUCCAGCUGUAUUUUAACCCAAUACUGAUCCUUAGGAAAUACCAGUUAUGGAGACUGGUUACAACAUUCCUCUUUUUUGGCAACUUAGGGUUUAAUUUCUUUUUCAAUAUGAUAUUUACAUACAGAUACUGUAGAAUGUUGGAGGAAGGAUCUUUCAGGGGGAGGACUGCUGAUUUUGUUGUUAUGUUUAUAUUUGGAGGAGUUUUAAUGAUUUUAUGUGCUUUCUUUGUUAACUUAUUAUUUUUAGGUCAAGCAUUUACUAUUAUGAUUGUUUAUAUAUGGUCAAGACGUAAUGUUUAUGUUCGUAUGAACUUUUUUGGACUGAUGAAUUUUCAGGCACCAUACUUGCCGUGGGUUUUACUGGGAUUCUCUGUGUUACUUGGCAAUGCAAUAUCAGUUGAUUUGGUGGGAAUGGCCAUUGGACACAUAUAUUUCUUUAUAGAAGAUGUUCUUCCACGUCACAGAGGCGGCCAAAAGUUACUGAAGACUCCUAGAUUUCUCAAGAAACUGUUUGACCCCCAGACAGAAAGCGACUACGUCCCACUGCCAGAGUUGGCCAAUAUAAGGCCCGGAGGCUUUGACUGGAGGAACCCUGAACCCAACGCUCCCCGCGCACCCAAUGACAACGCGAAUAGAUAAAAUACGUACAAUUUAUGUUUUUAAACAUUAAGCCAAAUUAUUUUUUACAUUAUCAUUAUCGAUGAUGUUAGAAGAAAAAGAAAUAGAUAGGUUAUAUAAACCACAUUCGAUGUUUACAACUGGCACACAAAAAUUAUUUCACCGACGCGAGCUCAGGUUUGCUAAUUAGCAUAGUUUGAAAGUACCACUUGCGGUCCGCGUAUUACCUAUCAACCUCUUUUUUCUUCUAAUAUCAUUGAUCAUUAUGAGUUCCUUUAAUGAAUACAAAUAUUUUAACAAAAAAAAAAAAUCAUGUGUCUAUCGAUUAAGCUACAUCUUAAUUAUGUUACAUUUUGUUCUUAUGAUGGUAUCUGGUAAUAUUACAAUAAAUUGACUAUAUUAAAAGCAUAGAAAGGAACUAAAGUUGCCACAUGCCACUGCACGUAAUUAGCGAUUGUAGCACUCGAGCUACAAGCGCUGGUUUAUAAAUAUUCAUUUAUAAUGACUAUGAACUAAUUGUUCAACAAUAAGGCGCCAUAUCCCCGUUAGAGAGUUCCAACGAAAGUUUCAUCUUGACACUAAGUUCUAUAUGGUCCCAGUGGCCACCUGUCUAAGUAAUGUCCACAAUAUAUAUCUAUACAAUCCAUACUUCAGUGCUAUAGUAUCGCGACGUUGCACUAGCAGAAUUAUGGUUGUAUACAGUGCUGGGUUAAGGAGUCUUAAUGCCCCAAGCAAUUACUAGUUAGGGGAGCCCACAGAGCCCACCCCUGUGGACUCCCCUACCCUUAAGUUAACUACAAAGAACUAAUUAAAAAAAAUGUUAACUCGUACCGUAGAUAGAUUAAAUAUCAUUCAAGGUCAAAUCACAGAAAACGGGUCAAGAUUACCUUUACCUUACUCACAUUUAUCAACAUAAUAUUCGAUUUUUUUUCCAUACAGUAUGACUAUUUUGUAUGAAGACGCUGAAACCCUGAUUAGUAUUUAAUAGUAAUUGAUUAUUGUAUAAAACUUAUGUCCUAUAAUAUCAUUGACCUCCUAUAAUAAAAGGACGCAAAAUCAUUAGAAAAUUUCACUUAAAAACUGGUAAAUUUUGCUUUGACAGUUUUAGGAUGAUUGGUAAAGAAAAUUAUACCCAAAGACCUUUAAAUAUAGUCCAAUAUUCAAUAAAAUCCCAAAUUCAGAGCAAAUUCAACUUUAACGAUCGAGUUUAAGGUUGAAUUUGCAAAUGUGACUAUUUGAAUUGAGUGCCAAGAAGUUGUGUUUGGCACUCAUUGAGUGGGGACUUUUUUUGGUCGCUGAUUGUGCAUCCACUUUUUAAUCAAAUCGAAAUCAAUCAAAAAUCAUUUAUUUUAAGUAGGCUCAGUUUACAAGCACUUUUGACACGUCAGUUGACUAUUUGUAAAGAUUCUACCACCGGUUCGAAAGGCUGGUCCUGCUGAGAAGUAACCGGCAAGAAACUCAGGAGUUGGUCUUUUGACAACAUUAAAAUUUCUUAUAAUACUUCCUGUGUAAAGGUGGAAGCUGAUCCAAUGGCCUCCAAGCGCGAGGAGAAUAAUUUUAUAAUAUUUUAAUUGGAGAUCGAUGUAUAGUAUGUAUAACGAGACGAGAUAAAAACAAUCUUACCGUUACAUGCGAAAGUUAAUUAAUCUAAUCUCACACUCUCCUAACUUCUUUAGCCCUCUCCUUAUCUCGGGAUCUCUGUCUUAAUUUGUCGUGCAUUUAUAACCCUCGUAACUUUAGUUUGAAGUUUUCGUUCAAUUGUUAUCACCAUUAUCUAAUAAUAUUAUUGCAGGCUAAUAAUUCACGAACUUUGACGUUUGUUAGUUGACAUACACGAAAUUGAGAUUCUAUGUAACAAAUGUUAUCGGGAGCCUACUAGCAAGCCCUUUGUGGAUAUCGUACAGUAGGUAGAUGACAUUUUCCUCUUUGAUUUUUUAAUGUUUAUUUUAAUAUAUUGUUAAUAAAGGCCAAAUUAGAGGAGAAUAGGCCAGCUGACGUUUCGAAAGUGCUUGUGAACUAAGCCUAAUUAAAAUAAAUGAAUUUUGACUUUAACCUUGUCGUAAGCAAUCAAAGGCGCGCCUUGUUAAACAAACUAAAUAUAUUGUUGAUGAGUAAAAUAUUUUCCGGGCUGAGAAUUUCUUGUAAAAAAAAAAACAUACAUACAGUCGAACGUAGAACCUCCUCCUUUUUGGAAGUCGUUUAAAAAAGAUAAGCUCAAUAUUUUAUUGCCCAAUUCAAGAUCUCGUGAUCGCAUGAUCUGAAACCACAUAGACUAACCACUGAGGCAGUUAAUUAUAAAAUGUUAAUUUUACUUCACUUAUUACACAGAUUAAUGAAUAUAGGCAGAUAGAGCGCACGAAACACGGCAGUGAUGCAGCCAUUCGAAAUACAAAUUCAAAAAUUUACACAUGCUCGAGUCAGUAGUAUGACACAAACCGUUGCAUCAGUAUAUUUCAAUAUUAUUCAAGGAAAAGAGCGUCUUAUGUUUUUAAAUAUUUGAAACUGUUCACAAAAACUAAAAAAAUAAGAUGAGUAUUUUUUAUAGGUAGUCCUUGAUUAUUAGUCUAUUAUGAUAUUAAUUUGUUGAUAGUGAAAUACAAAAUAUAAAGUUUGUAUAUACCUAGUAGAUUAUGCGGAUGUCAAGGAGAAGCACGCGUGAUGUUUGUAUUUUUUAUGGGUUUCACCGGAUUCACUGUGCAGCUUACUCAUUCUGUAUCAUUCUCUAUUCUGUGACUUAUUACCAAAAGUGAGAUGUCAGACACAUUAUAAUUAUGUGAUUACUGUGAUCAUUCGUUUUUAUAUUGAUAAAUGAUGUCAUACAGGCCUAAUAUUCGAGUAGGUACUAGAUUCUGCCAGUUGUUACGCAGUUAGAACUUCUAGUAAGGUUAUUCUGCAGUUACCACAGUGUAGUGAAAUUUUUGUUCAAAAAUUGUACCUAAUUAUUGAAAUCAAUGUACAUAUUUAAUGUUCAAACGAAUUUGUUAGUGUAGCACAAAAAAAGAUUAAGGGAGAAAAGGUUCAAUGAAUUAAACAGUAAAUAAAAUAUAAUAUACAGAAUUGUGUUAAUAAUAAUUAUUUAUUAAAUGGUAAACACAUAAACGA